This is a messenger RNA of Macrosiphum euphorbiae (potato aphid), 450 nucleotides long. NCBI's taxonomy places the organism in Eukaryota, Metazoa, Arthropoda, Insecta, Hemiptera, Aphididae. The record is from the annotation of a GenBank genome assembly.
AUGGCAAGCUAUUUUGAUGAACUCCAUGUUGAAGAAGACGAAAUGCCUACUGUUCGAUUAGAACGCUUAACGAGAGAAACAUUCAGAAUGCUGUUUGACCACGAUCCAGCACGAUACGGUGACAUUAUCAAUUUUCAAAACACACCUCCUGCAUCGAAAUCAGAAAUAGAAAAACUGAAAACACCUUCAUUCGAGGAGUUAAUAGAUGAACAAUGUCGAAUCUGUUUAUCUCAAUAUCAAGUAAAUGAUAAAGCACUAAACAUGCCAUGCAAACAUAUAUUUCACGAAAAUUGUUUGAAAACAUGGCUGGAAAAAAGUAAUUUUUGUCCACUUUGUAAGUUUGAAUUGAAGACUGAUAAUGAAAUGUAUGAAUUGUAUAAGCAAGAAUUGAAAAAUCGACAGUCAAGAGAAGAUAACAUUGCCCAACUUCACGAUUCUAUGUUUUCAUAA